This is a messenger RNA of Doryrhamphus excisus (bluestripe pipefish), 2021 nucleotides long. RefSeq lists its product as uncharacterized. NCBI's taxonomy places the organism in Eukaryota, Metazoa, Chordata, Actinopteri, Syngnathiformes, Syngnathidae. The record is from RefSeq and is a predicted model, not a curated record.
GCCUUCAUAUCUCCGCGUGGAUCUACGGUCGCUAGCGUAGCAAAAGGGUGCUCAAAGCUAACAGCUGUAAACAAUGGAGCAAACGGCAAUCUACAAACAUAAAAUGAACAUCCAUAGCUGUACACUUGCUUUAGGGGUCGGCAUGGCACAAGAAACAACAAGAAAGUAAUAAAUAAAGCAUUAUGCAAAAGACGCUAAGCUGCCUUAACUAGCUUGAACUUGGGCAGCGCCAUUUUGAAACACUAGACCUCCGCAUCAAAUCCAGGCUAUGUUGAUAUGAACGAUAUCCUUGUUUUAUACAAAAGCAUUAAAAGCAUUUGCUAGGAAGAUAUGUUUAGAUGGAUGCUAUUUCUCUGUUUAGGAGAAAAAAAUUGAAUGACAUAACUGCACUCUGCUUAUGGUUGUUUACAUUCAAAAAUCACAAAAUUGUAUGGUUUCAUUCUAAUUAUUUAUGUUUGUUAUACAUAACCGGAUGUGACGUUUACGCCUAUGUGCAUUGCUAAUUUUUUACGUAGUUCUGUCUUCAUGAAUAAGGGUGAUAGGAACAUCCGCAUGCAAGUCUUUUAAACAGGAACUUAUUCAACAUAUGGGAAACACCGCCAUCUUGUGUUUGAAGACAUCCACUUCCCUCUCCCGCUAUUACCACACACCACGUGACGAGGUUUCCUGUCACAGCGACAGGAAAAUUCCACUUGUGGGCAUCAUAUUGCCGUAAGUCCUAACUUCUUGUGAAAUGAAGGCUUGGUCAAGAGUCUUCGUUUGACUUGUGGAAAUAAAAGACACGGUGUGUUGCACGUGAAGACACACUACGACACAAUGAGUCCAGACUGGGAGAGGAAGUUCUACACCGCUUUGCUAAUCACACUGAACGGUGUGGCAGGGUUUGCCUUCAACGUGCGGAUAUCCUGGACCGGCUCAGUGACAGCUGGUUCGAGUACUACGUUCACGUGCUCGUCGUCUUGCUUUGUAAACUGUACGUACUCCUGGUCCUUAAAGGGUCACAGGGUCAACGGGAGUACGCUAAUCUGGGCCCCGGAUGGACAGGACCGCUCAAUGGCGCUGCAGUGUACCGUCCUCAGCCUUAAAACGGGAGUCACCAGCAGCGCGACCUCCAUUGUGGACAUUACAAAUCCAGUGUCCGUGCAAAUCAGUCCACCCGGUUCUGUCCCGUCUCUGAACCGUCCCCUGGAUCUGCUGUGCCAUGUUGCUGGAGAACUGCAUCCCACUGUCUCUGUACAGCAGGAGGUCAGGUGGUACAAAGAUGGCCAUAGAUUGGCUUCAGUUGAAAAUAUACUCCAUUUUGACUCACUGCUACCAUCUGAUGGUGGAUUCUACCAGUGUGAGACUCUCCUACCCCAGAGUAGAGUCCUCAGUCUGGGCUACCUGCUAAGCUUCGAUCAAUGGAACGUAAGCAUCAACGGUCCUGACACCGUCUUUCCAGGUCGAUUGAGCACAUUCACCUGCAUAAUGACUUGUACUUUAAAUGUGGACUGCACCGUGAGGUGGCCGUUCAAGGGAGGUUUCCCCCUAGGAAGUUACCUCUCGGUGCAUCACAAUGAACUCUCGUGGAUACCGUCCGUGCCCGGCUCAUUCCAAAAUUUCACAUGCCUUAUUGAAAACAAAGCAGCUGGACGCUCGGCUGAGGCUACCAAGAUGGUGGAAGUUAAAGGAAUCCCACUUUCUGGAUCCUUAAAACUUACUGGACUACGCACUGUGAUUUUAAUCCUGGCUCUGCUAGUCAUGACUUACUAAUGAUUGGUGUUGUUUACACUUUUACUGUUUUUUUUGUUUUAAUUUCUAUGUAUUUAUUUUUAACAUAAAUUUCAAAACUCAAUUUAAUAAAUUGACUUUUGUAAUGUUAAUUUUCAAUAAUUUGUACUUUUAAGUAUUUUAUGUCAAGUGCGGUAUGUUUCAUGAUUUAUUUAGAUUUAUUGACAUUAUAUUUUCCGUCAUUCAUUCAUUCAUUCAUUUUCUACCGCUUUUUCCUCACGAGGGUCACAGGGGUGCUGGAGCCUAUCCCA